Sinocyclocheilus grahami is the source of this 1311-nucleotide messenger RNA. RefSeq names its product dual specificity protein phosphatase 14-like. Gene Ontology annotation, biological process: protein dephosphorylation. The transcript is spliced from 2 exons. Gene Ontology annotation, molecular function: MAP kinase tyrosine/serine/threonine phosphatase activity. Lineage: Eukaryota; Metazoa; Chordata; Actinopteri; Cypriniformes; Cyprinidae. Bases 258 to 914 code for a protein of 218 amino acids. The record is from RefSeq and is a predicted model, not a curated record. Gene Ontology annotation, cellular component: cytoplasm.
GCGCGUGGAGUUGUCAGAUUUUACGGAAUAUUCCCGAAAUAUCAUCUUGUUUGCGCUGUGAUAGAGAUCAUUUCUGCCGUCAGCUGAACCCGUGUGUAUACCCGUGUAUAAUUUCAGAGGGCAAUGUUUUGUGUGUGAGGUGCACCCAAUGACCUGUAUGAUAUCACCGUUCGCUUUGAGAUGACCAAGGAGAACUAAAAGACACCCUGGCGCCACCUCAAGGUUUCUAUUUCUCCGUCUCCUGCCUCCACUCCACUAUGGGUUCCCGAAGUCAGGGGUUCUUCCACCACCAAGAUCACCAUCACCACCAUCAUCCCCACCACCACCACCGCAGUUCAGUGGUGCCCACAGCCGUCCCCCGAUUGCUGCCCGAGACCAGCAGCCUGUUGGGGGGCAUCGCCCAGAUCACUCCUUCCCUGUUCCUCGGCCGGGGGAAUGUGGCGUCCAACCGCAACCUCCUCCUGUCCAAAGGGAUUACCUGUGUGGUGAACGCCACCAUCGAGCUACCCAACUUCAACUGGCCACACAUGGAGUACGUGAAAGUGCCACUGGCCGAUAUGCCUCAUUCUCCGAUCUCGCUUUAUUUUGACAGUGUGGCUGAUAAGAUCCACAGCGUGGGCCACAAACGGGGAGCCGUGCUAGUGCACUGCGCGGCUGGGGUGAGCCGCUCCGCCUCGCUCUGUUUGGCCUACCUCAUGAAGUACCACAGAGUUUCCCUGGCCGAGGCUCACGCUUGGGUCAAAUCCCGCCGACCCGUCAUUCGUCCUAAUGGAGGGUUCUGGCGACAGCUCAUUGAGUACGAGAGGAAACUGUUUGGCAGGAACUCUGUGAAAAUGAUCCAGACACCAUACGGGGUCAUUCCCGAUGUGUACGAGAGAGACCGCAGGAACUUGGCACCUUACUGGGGCUUGUGAAGAGGGGUUUGGACUUUGGUUCAAGCACAGAGGACUGGUCCGCCAAGUGAUUUUUGACUCCACUGUCUUCCGGCCUCUUUCCGUACGUCCACAAGUCCCUCCUGCCAGAGAAUAAAGUCAGAUGGGAGUGCUUAUGUCCAUUUUCAAGAUGGAAAAAGUCACUUUGAGUGCAUAUUUUAUGAGGUCAGAAGUGAUAAUCCAUCCUUGAAUGCUGAAAUUUUGGCGAUGAUAAUGUUGGUUUUAGGAGCACUUUGGGAACCAAGUGUGGUGCUGAGAAUCAGGAAUUCAGUCCUUGGUUAAGACUUAUCAAUCGUAAUAUUGUGAGGAUGUUGUUUCAGUUUGGCUUGCUGUCUGAUUUUGAUUACUGGUAGCAUUUGAAAAUUAUAUAUAGUAAAAA